UACGAACUUCCGGUUUUCCUGGCCGCUGCCGCUGCCGCUGUUGCUGCCCCUACCACCUGCCACGGCUGGGCCUCAGUUCCCGAUUUGGUCACCUCUUCUUCGUUCUCCACUGCGCCCAUGGUUCCUCUUGGAGCCAGGGCGGCGAGCCUGGCGGCUCCCGCGUGGUGAGAGGACGGUCCGGGGACGAUGAAGGCCCCGCACUGCAACUGCUGCCUCAGUCCCCUCUUGAUCUCCGCUUUCCUGCUUCUGCUACUGCUGCCAGGUUUGGGAGGGCCUUUGGCUGUGCUGCUGCAGGCGGCCGAGGCCGCGCCGGACCCCGGGCCUCCGGACCGCGGGCCGCGGACCCUGUCGCCCGUGCCUCCGGGUCCCGCCGUUGCCCAGUCCACGGGCCGCGCUCCCGCAGAAGCUAAAGGGCCGCGGGGCUCUGAGGGCGGCAAUGGCAGCAGCCCCCGAGCAGGACUUGCGUCAGAAGACUCAGGAGGGAAGGCCGGGGAAGAAGACUCAUUGGGUGGCAGCCUUGCUGUGAGCCCCAACCCCGGCGACAAGCCAAUGACCCAGCGGGCCCUGACCGUGUUGAUGGUGGUGAGCGGCGCGGUGGUGGUGUACUUCGUCGUCAGAACGGUCAGGAUGAGAAGAAGAAACCGAAAGACUAGGAGAUAUGGAGUUUUGGAUACUAACAUAGAAAACAUGGAGUUGACACCUUUAGAACAAGAUGAUGAGGAUGAUGAUAACACUUUGUUUGAUGCCAAUCAUCCUCGAAGAUAAGAAUGUGCCUUUUGAUGAAAGGACUUCAUCUUUCUACAAUGAAGAGCAGAAUUUCUAUGUUUAAGGAAUAAGAAGCCAAUUUAUCACUAGGGGCGGGGUAUUUAAGUUAUAUAUAUUAUAACAACCUUUAAUUUGUUGUUGCAAUAAAUACUGUAUCAUUUUGUUACGUCUUUGAAUGUACAGAAGUGCUCUUAAUGGGCUCACAGUUGUUGGGAGUGAACUGCACUAUAGUAGAAAUCUGUGUGAAAAUUACUUUAAAGCAGGGUGUUUUCUGAUCAGUUAUUGUUUCUUGCUUACCAUAUUGUUGUAAACAAUUUUAUAUAGUAAUCAGUUAAUGUUUUGUUUUUUUGUGGGUUUUGGGGGGGACUGUUUUGGGGAGGAUUUUUGCCUUUUUUUUUUCUUGAUAAAACUAUAAAUCCCAACAACCAACUGGUGUGUAAAAAUAAUUUAAAAUUUCUUUACCAAGAUGUAUUUCCCAUUUUUUUGGGAAAAAGAAGCCAAAUUUAUUACUUUGCAUUUGUGUUUUUUUGUAAAUUAAUAAAUGUCUGAGUUGUUUGCAAA
Puma concolor (puma) is the source of this 1326-nucleotide messenger RNA. RefSeq names its product family with sequence similarity 174 member A (gene FAM174A). The record is from RefSeq and is a predicted model, not a curated record. Lineage: Eukaryota; Metazoa; Chordata; Mammalia; Carnivora; Felidae.